Messenger RNA from Cavenderia fasciculata, 2826 nucleotides. RefSeq lists its product as uncharacterized. Gene Ontology annotation, biological process: ERAD pathway. Bases 1 to 2826 code for a protein of 941 amino acids. Gene Ontology annotation, cellular component: endoplasmic reticulum membrane. The record is from RefSeq and is a predicted model, not a curated record. The transcript has 2 exons. Gene Ontology annotation, molecular function: protein binding. NCBI's taxonomy places the organism in Eukaryota, Evosea, Eumycetozoa, Acytosteliales, Cavenderiaceae.
AUGAAGAGAUGGAUAUUGUUCUUAUUCAUGGUUUUAUUUACUGUGGCUUUGGCUAUAAACAAUGAACAACAUAAAAAGAAAAAAGAGUUAAACAAUAAUAAUCAACAACAACAACAAAAGAGAGAAAUAUUAAAUAAUUUAGAUGAAGAUACAAGUAGUUCAGAUGUAACAGAUGAAAAAGAAACCCAACAACAACAACAACAACAACAACUCAAGUAUAACAAACAACUUAUUCAAACUCUAUUGAAAUUACAACAACAACAACAAUCUGAAAAAGAUUUAAAUGAUGAUCACAACAAAAAAAAGAAGGACUCUGAAUCUUUACUACUUGAACUACAGCAAGAUUCUUCUUCUUCAACAAUGAAUGAAGAUGAAGAUGAACAAGAAUAUGGGACCGACCAACUAGUAAUAGAGAUUUCAUUAGAAGAAUUGAUCGAUAGAGUACACGAUUCCGAAGGAAGUGGGGAUGUUUACGAAGAGUUAAAAAAAAUGGUUGGUGAAGCUCAAAACAAGAAAACCUUGGACCAGUUAUUGUCACAGUCAACACCCACAGCUGCCACCACCGCCGCCACCACCACAACUACCUCUCCCACUACAGCCUCACCUUUAACAGAUCCAAUACAAAAACAAAAGGAGAAACAAGAGUUGGAUCAAACAUUGCAAUUCAUGCACAACAAGAUGUUUGGGUUUGAGGAUAAAAGUUUUCUAUUUUCACCAACCAACAGACAAUCGGACAAGAUACCUUCUCCAAUAGAGAAAACACAAUUUUCUCUAUUACCAGGACACGAACAAUUUAUUCUUGGUCAACAGAAACGUGGAUUCAAUUUAAUUGCACAAUCUUCUGAAAAGGAUACCUUUCAAUAUGUUGGUUCGGAAAAUAUUGAUAUUGAACAAUCUAUACAGCUUUUAACUGAAUCUGCAAAUCUUGGAAACCACAAGGCAAUGUACAUUCUUGGUACAAUGGAAGAGAUGGGAGAAAUAGGAUUUAUUAAUUUUACAAAAGCAGUAGAAUGGUACCAAAAAAGUGCAGGUUUUGGGAAUCCAGAGGCACAAUACUCUCUUGCAUUCCUAUAUUCAACUGGCAAAGGAGUUGAAAUGAACGAGGCCAAGAGUAUACUGUACUUGACAUUUGCUGCCAGAUCUGGACAUAUAGUUUCAAAACUUGUACUUGGCUAUAGAUAUUUCUAUGGUCACGGAGCCCCCAAAUCCUGUCAAAAAGCAGCCCAACUUUAUGAAGAGGUUGCCAAAUAUGUAGUUGAUGAGCACGAGUCUAAGGGAUUUCUUCACCAACUUGAAGUAGAAAGAUUUUCAGACCGCCAACAACACAUGAAAUCCUCUCAACCAGAGGAAGAAAGUGUCGUUGACUUUUUCAAGUAUUCAGCAUUGUCUGGUGAUGUACAUUCUUUAGUGACAAUGGCCAAUCUUUAUCUUCAAGGUGGAUUUGGCGUAGCCCAAGAUUUGCAAGUAGCUUUUAAUUACUAUCGUGAAGCUGCACAAAGACAAUAUCCACAGGGAAUGGCAGGUCUUGGAUUUAUGUAUUCCAAGGGCUAUGGCAUCGAACAAAGCAAUGAAACCGCUGUAUUUUAUUAUAAACGUGCUGCAGAUUUGGGAAAUGUUGGAGCAAAAACCAAUUUGGGCGAAAUGUAUUUGAAUGGUUGGGGCGUCUCUCAAAAUGUAAAGAUAGCACUGAACCUAUUCACAGAAGCAGCCAACAGUGAAGACCCAGAGGCAGUUGGAGCUCAAAUCCAACUUGGAAAAAUGUAUCUCUCUGGGCAAUACAUUGCAAAAGAUCUUGGAAAAGCUUUGGGCCUAUUUCAGGCUGCUGCUACUCAAGGAAACUUGGUAGCCAUCUAUUACUAUGCAUCAUUAAGUCUUGCCCAACAACCAACACCAACAUAUUGCCAAUCCGCCGUUCUUCACUUCAAACGUGUUGCCGAGCGUGGUCCAUGGUCUCAAAUCUUGACACAAGCCCAACAACUUUUCGAUCAAGGUGAUGAUGAACGUGCUCUUUUAUUCUUUGAAAAGGGUGCAGAAAUGGGAAUAGAAAUCGCUCAAAAUAAUGCUGCUUGGAUGUAUGAUCAAAUGGCAAAUGAAGAUUAUCAUCACAAUAAUAAUGAAAAUAAUGAUAAUAAUGAAAAUAAUCAAAAUAAUAGUAAUAGUAAUAAUAAUAUUCCAAUCGAUCAAGAAAUAAUAAUGAUUGAUAAAAUGGUAUUUAGAUAUUAUUCCCAUUCUGCUGAACAAAACAAUCCAAUUGCACACUUGAAAUUGGGUGACUAUUACUACUAUGGUCGUGGUGAAGAACCUAUUGAUCAAGAGCGAGCAGCAGAUCUUUACCAACAAGCAGCACACUUACAAAAUGCUCAAGCACUAUUUAAUCUUGGCUACAUUCACCAAUUUGGCCUUGGUAGACAACAAGAUUUAUUUCUCGCCAAAAGAUAUUACGAUAUGGCAUUAAUGUAUGAGCCUAGUGCCUACAUUCCAGUAUAUUUGGCCAUGUCUAGUUUGUGGGCUCAAUACUAUUAUCGUUUCAUUGCCUCCUACCUUUAUGGAGUACAUGACCCACUUUUGGACCAAAACACAAAUCAUCAAACCAUUUUGAUCAAUAAUGACAAGGUCGUGGGAAAUGACGAUCGUAGCGUCAAUUACGAUCGACUAAAGAAACAAUCGCAAACCAUUGAAGAAGAAGACGACGAAUCAUUUGAUUUUUUUUCAGUAGAUUCUUAUUUAAUUUGCAUUGUGGCAAUUAUAUUUUGUUAUUUGGUUGUUCGAAGACAAAGAUUAUUACUUAGACAAAAUCAAAGACAACCACCUCCACAACAAAAUUAA